Messenger RNA from Cottoperca gobio, 2717 nucleotides. RefSeq names its product diencephalon/mesencephalon homeobox protein 1-B-like. Bases 189 to 1382 code for a protein of 397 amino acids. The transcript has 5 exons. Gene Ontology annotation, biological process: regulation of transcription by RNA polymerase II. Lineage: Eukaryota; Metazoa; Chordata; Actinopteri; Perciformes; Bovichtidae. Gene Ontology annotation, molecular function: RNA polymerase II transcription regulatory region sequence-specific DNA binding; DNA-binding transcription factor activity, RNA polymerase II-specific. The record is from RefSeq and is a predicted model, not a curated record.
GGCGAGCAGCAGGACGGAGCGGAGCGAGCGGGAUGUUCUCAGGAUAUCAAAGUGAAAUGAACAAGUGAAUGAAAUGAACACGUGAACAACCGCCUGCGGAUUUUAGAGAAGAAGACUUGAAAGGAAAAUAUUCGGCUGCUAGUGGAGAUAUUUCGUCUCAGAUACACAGACAGCAGAGAGACAGCACCAUGCAGCACUACGGGGUGAACGGCUACUCUCUCCACGCCAUGAACUCACUGAGCGCCAUGUACAACCUUCACCAGCAGGCGGCGCAACAGGCCCAGCACGCGCCUGACUACAGGCCCUCAGUGCACGCUCUCACUCUCGCAGAGAGACUGGCUGACAUUAUCCUUGAGGCCCGGUAUGGCUCCCAGCACCGAAAGCAGCGACGCAGUCGGACUGCUUUCACCGCCCAGCAGCUGGAAGCCCUGGAGAAAACUUUCCAGAAGACCCACUACCCUGAUGUGGUGAUGCGUGAACGUCUGGCCAUGUGCACCAACCUGCCGGAGGCACGCGUUCAGGUCUGGUUCAAGAACCGCCGGGCCAAGUUUCGUAAGAAGCAGCGCAGCCUGCAGAAGGAGCAGCUCCAGAAACAGAAGGAGGCGUCCGGAGCUGCAGAGGGCUCUACAGAGGAGUCCAAGACUGACGUCAACACCACCACCACCGCUACCAACCUGGUCCCUGAGGCUCGCACACCUCCCCCUCCCUCCUCUUCAUCCUGUCACUCAGAGACAGAGAGGCUGGCAGCCGCGCGGCCCCAGCCCGGAGAGAUGAGCGUGGAAGUCAACGUCACCUCUCCUGAGCCGUCGGACAGCGAGUCAGCAGCAGAAGAUAACGCUGACAGAGAGGAGGACGAAAUGAGAGGAGAGACGAGGGGGAAGAUCAGGGAGGAGACGCAGGCGGAGGGGGGAGCGCAGCCGGGUAGCAGCUCUCCAUCCUGCAAACAGCUGAGUCCAACAUCAGACUCUCCCCUGAGCUCCCCCAGCUUGCCGUCCUCCAGCAGCGUGACCAACGGUUUGGCGCAGGGCAACUCUUACGCUUCGUCUCCUCUCAGCCUCUUCCGGCUGCAGGAGCAGUUUCGACAGCACAUGGCCGCCACCAACAACAUGGUGCACUAUCCACCCUUUGAAAUGAGCCCACCGCCCCCCAUGCCCUACCUAGGCAUGAACGUCAACGUGCCGUCCCCGCUGAGCUCGCUGCCAUGCCAGUCCUACUACCAGACCCUGUCACAGGCCCAGCAGGUAUGGAACAGCCCGCUGCUGCAGGCGGCACCAGGCAGCCACCCCGGAAGCCUCAACAGCAAGACCACCAGCAUCGAGAACCUGCGUCUGAGGGCCAAGCAGCAUGCAGCCUCGCUGGGAUUGGACACGCUCCCCAACUGAAGCUGCUCAGUACCAUGUCGUCAGGGCCGUACCGAUGCAUUAUGGGCCCUGUCCACAGGAGGUGACUCUGGGCCCCUCUUCACUUUCCUCUUGACCUGUCACCACCGGCAGCAACUAUGUGUAUCCAUUAAAACACAAAAACUCAUUGAAAUAUCUCAAAUUUAAAUUUACCCAAUCAGAUAAUUCUCUUUUCAAAUACCAAAUUACAAAUCUGUGCUUGUUUCAUGUAAUUUAACUGAACAACUGCUUAUGAUUUGUUUGCAGUGUUCUUCAUUUGAAAUAAAUUCAAUUUCAAAACCAAAGCGGUGUGACAAACAGUAGAAACAGCAUACUUCUCCGGUGCACGUGAAGGCACUUUAAGCUCCCUUGGGGCCCAGGGUUGUCGACGCACCUAUUCCCCUUCACCUCAUCGUCACCACGUGGGCACGCAUCACUGCUGGGAGCACACCAGGACAUGGAAACCGAAAGAAAGAUUCCAACAAGAACUCAAUGGACUUAAAAGAAAACAAAAGUCCCACCUGGACUGCAGCUGCGACUGAAACAGAACUUUUCUUCCUGUGGAUCUUUGCUUGUGUUCGGCUCCUCCUGCUCAACACCUUGAGCAACAACUCUACUCAUGCUGGCUGCUCACAAAGAUUUCAGUCUCCUCUGUGAAGUCAGGGAAGAACUUCUUGAACUGCAGAGCUGACUCCAGGACAGAUAUAAGAUAUUAAAAUAUUAUAUAAUUCAACCCCUGAACGUGAACUAUGCAUGCAUGCACCCUCCUGAAGCAUGGCUUUCAGCCGCAAAACACAAAAUGAAGUCCCAUCUGAUCGGAUAUCAGAAAUAAAGAUCACUCGAUAUGAUCCCGUACCCAAACUGUAUUUCUUUGUAGAUGACACAUGACUGUCCUUGUUUAAAGUUACAGCACUCAGCUGAAUCCAUUGAGCGUUUGUAAAUAUCCCUCAGUGUUCACCUCCAUCUGCCUGGUUAGAAAGUAACUCCAUGUCUUCUUUUGUGUGAAGGAUUUGAGAGGAAACGUUUCAAUUUAUUUUCAAUUGUGGCUUUAAGCAACGGACCUACAGCAGCAAUUUAAAAAAAAAAAAGGGGGGAGAAUCUGCGGAGGAGGCAAAUAAAUAUGAACCCAGCCGACAUAUAUUUUUGUGAACUCGGGCGCCACACUGAACUCAACAGAGGCACCACUUUUUCUGAGCCCCUGGCUUCAGCAGGAGGGACGCACAGGCUCAUUCUAUAUGUAUUAUAUCACUGUAGAUUCAAGAAAUGUAUUUCUCAAUUGUUUAAAAUGUGAGUAAUUUAUCUGUUUAAUGCAAGGGAAUAAAUCACACAUAAGAAUGA